AUGGCGAAGUGUGUGUUCAGACAUGUGGAGGAGCAUGCACUUGUUCCUGCAAGCGCAGGUCGUAACCUGAAGGAGUGGCUGCGGGAACAGUUUUGCGACCACCCCAUCGAGCACUGCGAGGACACCCGGCUGCACGACGCGGCCUACGUGGGGGACCUGCCCACCCUGAAGAGCUUGCUGCAGGAGGAGAGCUUCCAAAGCCGGAUCAACGAGAAGUCGGUGUGGUGCUGUGGCUGGCUGCCCUGCACGCCGCUGCGCAUCGCUGCCACCGCCGGCCACGGCCCCUGCGUCGACUUCCUCCUCCGCAAAGGGGCCGAGAUUGACUUGGUGGACGUGAAGGGGCAGACCGCCCUCUACGUGGCUGUGGUCAAUGGGCACCUCGAGUGUGCCAAGAUCCUCCUGGAAGCUGGGGCUGACCCCAAUGGCAGCCGGCACCACCGCAGCACCCCUGUCUACCAUGCAGCACGCGUGGGCCGGGCAGACAUCCUCCGGGAGCUGAUCAGGUAUGGUGCAGACGUGGAUGUGAAUCACCACCUCACUUCCCGGGUCCCCAGCCUUUCCCUGCGGCCCCUCACCACGCUGGUGGUCUGCCCGCUGUACAUCAGCGCUGCCUACCACAACCUCCAAUGCUUCCGGCUGCUGCUCCAGGCAGGAGCCAACCCGGAUUUUAACUGCUGUGGGCCCAUCAACAUCCAAGGCUUCUCCCGGGGCUCACCGGUGUGUGUGAUGGACGCUGUCCUGCGGCAUGGCUGUGAAGCGGCAUUCGUCCACCUCUUGAUUGACUUUGGAGCCAAUCUGAACCUGGUGAAAGUGGAGGCUGUGGGAGUUGAAUCCACGGGAAGGGUCAAAGUCAACCCUGAGGCUCUGCAGGUGUUCAAAGAAGCAAGGGGCCGCACCCGGAGCCUCUUGUCUCUCUGCCGCAUAGCUGUACGAAGAAUACUUGGCAAAUCUCGUCUGGAUCUGAUCCAUAUCCUUCCAAUCCCAGACCCCAUUAAACAAUUUUUACUUCACGAACACAGUUAAAGGGCAACUGGCUGCUUUCCGGAACAGUUCGAUUUGGUAAAUGAGUGCGCUGAUAAGGCCAGGUGCCAAUCCUACCCCUUCCCCCA
This is a messenger RNA of Nipponia nippon (crested ibis), 1109 nucleotides long. The record is from RefSeq and is a predicted model, not a curated record. NCBI's taxonomy places the organism in Eukaryota, Metazoa, Chordata, Aves, Pelecaniformes, Threskiornithidae.